UUCUUUCAAGCUUCGCCUUCGAAGAAACAUUUCAAAUUCGUCUUUAAACGCAGUGCGCAAUCCUUUACCAACCCAAAAUGGUCAGGGAAGACAAGGCAACUUGGAAGACCAACUAUUUCCUUAAAGUGAUUCGUCACUUGGAUGAAUACCCAAAGGUUUUUAUUGUUGGCGUUGACAAUGUCGGCUCCAAGCAGAUGCAUCAAAUCCGUCAGUCUCUCCGUGGUAAAGCCGAGAUUCUUAUGGGAAAAAAUACCAUGAUCCGCAAAGCCAUCAGAGGACACUUGGAAAAUAAUCCAAGUCUUGAAAAAAUUCUUUCACAUAUCAAGGGCAAUGUUGGCUUUGUAUUCACUAAAGAAGACCUUGUAGAAGUCAGAGAUAUUAUUCUUGCAAACAAAGUUGCUGCCCCUGCAAGAGCUGGUGCCAUUGCUCCUUGUGAUGUGUACAUCCCAGCUGGUAACACUGGUCUUGGGCCAGAAAAGACCUCAUUCUUCCAAGCCUUGGCUAUCCCUACCAAAAUUGCUAGGGGAACCAUUGAAAUCCUGUCUGAUGUGCAUUUGAUAAAGAAAGAUGAAAAGGUUGGAGCUUCAGAGUCAACUCUUCUGAACAUGUUGAAGAUUUCUCCUUUUAGCUAUGGUCUUCAAAUUGAGCAAGUGUAUGAAGAUGGAUCAUGUUUUCACCCAUCUGUGUUGGAUAUAACUAGUGAUGACAUACUGGCUAAAUUCAGAGAGGGAAUUGCCAAUAUUGCUUCAGUGUCCCUUCAGAUAGGUUACCCAACAGUUGUAUCAGUUCCUCAUUCCAUCAUCAAUGGGUUCAAGAAUAUUGCAGCUGUUGCCCUAGAAACUGAAAUCACAUUCCCACAAGUUGAACAGCUCAAAGCCUACUUGGAGGAUCCUUCUGCCUUUGCUGUUGCAGCUCCUGUUGAAGCUGCUAGUGAAUCAGCUGCUCCCGCUGCUGAGGAGAAGAAAGAAGAAUCUGAAGAAGAAAGUGAUGAUGACAUGGGUUUUGGUCUCUUUGACUAAUGUUUAAUGCAGUCUGUGUCAAAUUGAAAUAAAAACCUUGAAAACA
Messenger RNA from Exaiptasia diaphana, 1065 nucleotides. RefSeq names its product 60S acidic ribosomal protein P0. Gene Ontology annotation, biological process: ribosomal large subunit assembly; ribosome biogenesis; cytoplasmic translation. The transcript is spliced from 9 exons. Gene Ontology annotation, cellular component: cytosolic large ribosomal subunit. The record is from RefSeq and is a predicted model, not a curated record. NCBI's taxonomy places the organism in Eukaryota, Metazoa, Cnidaria, Anthozoa, Actiniaria, Aiptasiidae. Bases 78 to 1019 code for a protein of 313 amino acids. Gene Ontology annotation, molecular function: structural constituent of ribosome; large ribosomal subunit rRNA binding.